AUGGCCUCUCUGCAGACCUUGACCAAGAGCUUCUCAGGAUGGGUCUUCUGCUGCUGCUGUUGCUGUCUCCCUCUUCUUCUCACCAGCGCUCUGCCUCUGAAAGGGGCAGGUGUGGCUUCUACUGCCCAUCAUGCCUGCAGGCUCAGGAAGAUCAACUUCCAGCUGCCCUAUAUCAGGAAUCGCACCUACACCUUGGCUAAAAUGGCCAGGGUCUCAGACCAGGACACGGACAACAGGCUCAUUGGGCAGCAGCUCUAUGUUAACAUCAAGGAAAACAACCACUGCUACAUGAUGAAGAAGGUUGUGGAGAUCAUAGUACAAGAUGUCCUCCUCACUGAGGCUAAGGACAAGUACCCGUACACUGAGGAGGUGGCACAGUUCUUGGCAUCCCUGACCUCGGAGCUGAGCAGAUGUAAAUUCUCAGGACACAGAGACCACAUUGAAAAGAACCUGGAAGAAAUGAAGAGCAAAAUAGAACAGUUGGGAGAGAAUGGAAAGACUAAAGCCAUUGGAGAACUGGAUUUACUGUUUGACUACAUUGAAAAUGCUUGUACUGAUGCCCCAAAGAAGGGAGGAAACAGGAAGAAAAACUGA
Molecule: messenger RNA, 594 nt
Organism: Merops nubicus (carmine bee-eater)
Lineage: Eukaryota; Metazoa; Chordata; Aves; Coraciiformes; Meropidae
Gene: IL22
Product: interleukin 22
Exons: 5
Coding region: 1-594 (197 amino acids)
Cellular component (GO): extracellular region
Source: RefSeq, a predicted model, not a curated record